CAUGGAUCUUUUUCCAAUUAUCACACAUCCCAUAACCAAUUCCGUAUAACCAAUGGACGGCGAACCGCCUUCCAAGAAUGGGGGCACAUUCCUCCGCCUGCCUAGUCGGGGCCAGCUCCUCCAUGCUCUCACACUCACCCAAAACACCUCGGCAAUGGUCUUCACGAUCUUUCUCGUCCCUCAUUUGGCUAGUCCUGUGGUCGCUGCUUUUGCAGGAUUGGAUGGUGCGGAGAAGACUAUGAUGAUCGCUCGAGAUCUGUAUAUCCCUCUAGAGCCUAUACUCGUGUAUAUCCCUCUUACCAUUCAUCUUCUCUCUUCUCUCAGUCGCCGUCUUCUCCUCUCCACGUCUACCUCUCUACCCAAAUCUAUUCGCUUCCCUACUCUCCCCCAUCAAACACUUGCCUAUCCCCUCGUCUUUCUUCUCAUCCCACACAUUAUAACACACCGACUGAUCCCUUCCUCCUCCGCACCUCCCAUAAGGGAACUAUCUCCAAGCGAACUGGGGUGGGAAUUUGUAGGCUAUAAUCUGCGGAGUUGGGGAGCUUGGAUAGCGUACCUUGGAUUAGUAGGUGCAGGAGCCUGGCAUGCGCUUGUGGGUGGGAUGAAAGUAGCAACCUGGUUGAAAAGUUUGCGGCGUCGUCCUGCUAGAGGGGGCCCCUCUAACAUCCUCUCCACCAAGAGGAAGAUAUAUCCGGACGAUGGAGAAAAGUCUGGUUCCGAUCCUGCACCACGUGUCAUUGCCAAGCCACGCAAACUAGGCUUGAGAGGGUUGAUAGUGGUUUUACUAGGGGUUGUCUCAUUUGGACUGGCAAGAGUUACCAGUGAUACAGGCUUAGUGAGUGGGAUGAUGAAGAGGAGGUAUGAUGCCGUAUUCAAUGCUACGCCUUGGGCGAAGCUGUAUAGGCUGUUCUGAGCAGGCAUAGACGGGAUUGCUGCCACAUCAUAUAUGAGCAUUCAGCCGCCCAGCAGGGAGAAAGACGGGGAACAUAGAGGGUAGAAGCCUUCGUCCCGAGGAGCGGUUGACCAUAGAUAUCAUGUCCUACAGAUCGGGGAUGCAUGUGCACAUCUCAAGACAGAUCGAGACUCGGCCAAUCGUCGGCGUCUUUUUGUGUGGAAGUCUUCUCGAUCUUACCGAAGAAAUGUGUGAAUAGUCCGAGUCUUGAAAUACAACGAUCUUGUAAAAGGAUGUUACAAUCCCGAUUCCACCAGGUUGAAUGGAUAUGCAUCCUUACAUCG
This is a messenger RNA of Cryptococcus deneoformans JEC21, 1236 nucleotides long. RefSeq lists its product as hypothetical. Gene Ontology annotation, biological process: lipid homeostasis. The transcript is spliced from 2 exons. The record is from RefSeq and is a predicted model, not a curated record. Bases 53 to 913 code for a protein of 286 amino acids. Lineage: Eukaryota; Fungi; Basidiomycota; Tremellomycetes; Tremellales; Cryptococcaceae. Gene Ontology annotation, cellular component: membrane.